UUGAUUCCCUCCAGUGAAGGUUCACACCAGUCAGAAGGUAUCUCUACUGUAUAGUCCUCCUGCAUGCCUCUCUGUUGUCUGAACAUGAAGAGCUCUGUGAUUGUCCUCAUCCUCUACUGUCAGGUGUAUGCAGAAGCCAAAGGUAAGUAAAUAUUAUUCAGUUGAUGAGUGAAAUAAAAUAUUAUAUUAUAUCACCAAAAACUUGCUUUCGAGAGCUUCUAAUGUUUAAAAUGGAUCAUGUUGAACACUGUGUGACUGAAAUUAACACGAGUGAAACUCCUUGGUUAUGAAUAUGACAAGUGCUGCAACAGUAUCACAUUUAUUCUACGCUGUAUUGGACUCUGUGUCUGUUAACGAUACUGCAAGUAUAAGAUGCAACUCUGUUGAUGCAACAGCUUGUUACAUGUUAGGGUUAGACCAGGGACUGGGUUACAGGGUUAGGGCUAGGGUUAGACCAGGGACUGGGUUACAGGGUUAGGGCUAGGGUUAGUUAGUGGAUAGUUAACAGUGUCUUGAUAGUUAGUAAACCACCUGUAGUGGUCUAUCCAAAUACAUUAUUACCACAUUAUUUGGACAUUCAUUCAAACAUAGUAGGGCAUAAAAGGAUGUGUGUUCAUGUUGGGAAAGCAGGAGAGGAAUAUGUCAUUAUUAAAUAAUGUACUUGUGGCUGCAUAUCACAAUGCUAUGCUUCCAGAUGCACUGCAAUAUACUAACAAGUGUGUUUCAUUUUUGUUUCUUUUCUCAGUUCUGCAUAUUGAUUUAGCAAUUACUGGAUGCAGUGAUUCAGAUGGAGUGGAUAUGUAUGGACUGGAUGGUGAAGAGAUGUGGUAUGCAGACUUCAACAAAGGGAAGGGAGUGGUGGCACUGCCUCCAUUUGCAGAUCCAAUUAACUUCCCUGGAGCUUAUGAACAGGCUGUAGGUGAUCAGGGGGUAUGCAAAGCAAACCUGGCCACAUGUAUAAAAGCUUACAAGAACCCACCAGAGACAAUAGGUAAGAGAGCAAAAAGUAAUCUAGAGUGAAUGAAUCAAUAGAAUUCAAGUAGUAAUAUAGUAAACUCACUAUAACCUUUCAUAUGUAUCGUCUGUGGUAUAGAGCUCCAAAUAUGAUCACUGUUAGACUUUUUAUAUUACUACAACACAAAAAGAUAAAGCCUAAUCAAUGCUCCACUACACUUCUAGACUCAUAUCAUGUGACCUAAUGACAGAUGUCAAAUUGUUUUAGCCCAAAACUAUGACAACACAACAAGGAAGAAUGAAUGUGAUAUUAAAUGUGUUCCCACAGCCCCUCCUCACAGCAGCAUCUACCCCAGGGAUGAUGUGGAGCUGGGGGCGGAGAACACUCUCAUCUGCCAAGUCAGUGGAUUCUUCCCUGCACCUGUCAGAGUCAGGUGGACCAGGAACAAUCAGAAUGUGACGGAGGGAGUGCGUAUCAGCACUCCGUACCCCAACAGUGAUGUCACCCUCAACCAGUUCUCCAGUCUGAGCUUCACCCCAGAGGAGGGAGACAUCUAUGGCUGCACUGUGGAGCACAAGGGCCUUACUGAGCCCCUGACACGGAUUUGGGGUGAGAAGACGCCACCACAUUACAUUUAGCCUGCAUUACGUUUUCCUUCUUGUGAAUUUUUAAGUGUCACAAAUGCAUUGUUUCAGCCAUUUACUCUGUGAAAUUGAUAAAAUUAGCAACAGUUCAUUACUUGAUGUUCUUCCUCUGUGUCUGUGUCUCUGUGUGUGUGUGUGUGUGUGUGUGUGUGUGUGUGUGUGUAUGUGUGUGUGUCUGUGUGUGUGUGUUUUCUCCACAGAACCUGAGGUGAGCCAGCCCAGUGUGGGUCCUGCUGUGUUCUGUGGAGUGGGUCUGACUCUGGGGCUGCUGGGAGUGGCUACCGGAACAUUCUUCCUCAUCAAAGGAAACCAAUGCAACUGAGACUACAGCUGUCAGAGCAUCACUGUCAAAUCUGUAUAAAUAUAGAGUAGAGAGAGUAGAGUAGAGUAGUACUUUAUUGAUCCCAACUUGGGAAAUAGUUUUAUAACUCAGCAUCAUCAAUAAAUUACAAAGACAAGACCUGUAUCAAUGACAAACACGUUAAAGACACAUAAUAUGACACAUAAGAAGGCACCUUAGUAGCCAUAAAAGAUAGAGACCCGUUUAAGAAAGGUAAGACAUGCUGUUGUCUAUCCUGCUCUGGGGAAACAAACAAUAACAUUACUAUUGAGAAGGCAUCAUAAAUCAAUCAAACAUUACACUUUUUAAAAAGCCUCAUGGCUGUGGAUAAGAAUGACCUUCUGAACCUCUCAGUGGACCUUUUGGGCAUAAUGAACCUACUACUGAAGCUGCUCCUGUGCUGCAUUAGAGUGGAGUGGGUGGGUGAUAUUUUUCAUGAUCAUGUUAGCCUUAGCUUGCAUCCUUUUUAUGAACUUGCUUUCUUUAUGAUUUUGUCAAGCUUGUUUAGGUCAUCCUUUGCUAAGUUUCCUUUCCAUCACGCAUUGGUAUAGCUAAACACACUAGCCACUAACUACACUGCUGUAGAACAUGCGAAGAGGACUUUGCUAUCAUUUAAAGUAUCUUUGUAUUGUUAAAAAUUAUUAUAUAUACUGUAGAUGACAAAGAGCCCUUUAAGCCUCCUUAGGAAUGUGUGGUUAAACUGCAGACAAUUGGAAGGGGAGAUGUAUGUACAUGGAAUACCAAACUAGCCUCCCCUGCUCAGAAGAUUGACUGGGGCGAGGGAUUAGCGCAGCCUAAUUGAUGUACGUGUGGGAUACAAGUUUACCUCCAGUUUGAGUUAUAGUUGGUGUUUGUUUCAUUUUUCACUUUGUAACCUAAGUUUUUAUUAAAGCUUGCAUAUUUGCCUUUAAACCCCUGGUCUGUGUCUUCUAGUUCCACUGCCACACACGUAACACCUACACCCCCACCCUCCUACCUAUGGUGUGCCACAGCACAUUCCAUUGGGUCUAUUGGGUGUUUGUUUACAGACAAAAUUGACUUCCUCAAUAGUAUUAAAUAAAUAUACUAUAAACUCUGUAAUGUACAACAAAUGACUAAAACAAUAUCAAGGUUCUAAAAACCAUCCAAGCACUGCCUGGCAUUGCUCUACAAGGUGAAAAUUAGAAAAAGACAGUCAGGACAGAGAAACACUCACACUCUUUACUGACAAUAGUAGCCUAUGUUUUUGCAUGAUGCCUUUAUGAUAGAAAAAGCUCAACCCAUAUGAAGAAUUGUGCAAACAUUGAGAUAAAGCGUAGGCAUUAAAAUAUUGUUAUAAAAUAAUAUUUUCUUAGAAUAAUGAUGGUGAUGAUAUUUUCAAUUUAGCAUUUUAAUGUUUAACCUUCAAACAUUUGUAUUAUAACAUUUUAAUUAUUACCAUUCAAUUCAGAGGAAGUACUUCUGCUACCAUAUGUAUGAAUAAAUAAACUUGAAUUUAUGCAGAAUUGAUUGGCCAUAUUCUCUUUCAACAAAAGAAACCUGCAUACCUCAGUCCAGCAACUCAAAAUGUGGCAAGGUUAGGUAGUCGUGUAGGGAGGACUGUAAUCAAUGUUUGGACUGACCUGUGUAAGAUAUGUUUUACUCAUUCAGAUGUGCUUUGUUUUCUACAUACCGUCAUGUCCAACCUAGUACAUUUUUAUAUUAACAUUUUAGUCAUUUACUUAAACUAAAACUAAGGAGUGUGUUAUUUAAUUAGGUUAGACAUUCAUUCACACAGGCUACACAGCUGGCCUUGGUUCAAAUAUACAUUUUCUUUGAGUUUGAUUGAGGCUGCCUGGAGUGCCAGAUGGGAGGAAUUAGCACUUUUGGGAGUAUUUUGAUUGAUUCUAUUACACUAGGCAAGCUUAAUCAAGCUCAACUAAAGUAUGGAAAGAAAACAAAUAGUGUUUGAACCCAGGUCUGCUACAAACACACACAUGCACAGGUAAUGGCCCACAAGUGUGCCCUCCUGUGAAAGUGCCCCUGAAAAAAAUAUGUAUUUUUCAUUCUUAUAUAUUGAAUAGUAUUUUUCAUUUUAUUUAACAUGACAAGUAUAAAUACAUAAUUUGUUUAGUUUCUUCAUUUCAUUUGUUUUAUUUGUUUUGAAUUUUUUCACAGGAUUUGGAUCCCCUAUUGUAGCGAUAUUGAAAAGUUUGAUACAAUUGAUACAAUUUAGUGAAUGGUGAAAAUAAUCAUUAUAUUUAAGGUCAGCCCAUAGGGUCUGCCUGGUAACAUGUGACACUGUGUGACCGCAGCAGAGGACUAGCCCAUUUCCUCAACAGUCAAUUCCUUUCCCAAUGAGCUGCUGUCUUUAUUUCACUAUCACACUCAGCAGAGGAACAUGUCGAUGCUAAUUGCCUUCUACAUUUGCCUGACCCAGUUUCUGUCCAUAUUCUCUGGAAUAGGUAAGUUGUGGACACAUUUAUGUUGUUGCUUUAAAUCAUGUCUGAGUUAUUAGAAUCAUGGACAGUGACAUUUAGAUUACACAGAGGGGUAUUUUGUGUAGCAAAGACUUAGUAAAUCAGGACAUUUGCAUAAGCAUAUUUUAAGUCAUUCUGGAAUAUUCUUCUUGACUCUGAGGUGUAUAGUAUGUGAUGGUAGAAUGGUACUUGCAUUAAGAGUAAACCAGCCACAAGUUAAAUAAUGCAUGUAAGCCUAGUAAGCAGUCCCUACAUAUCAAUAAAGCAUCAAUUACACACUUGGCAAAUAGCAUGACAUCUUUUUAAAAUCCUGAUAAUAAGCUUCUAUUUAUUGAAGGUUGUUUUGUAGAAAUGUUUUUCAAAACAUAGACAUACUGAAUGAAGAAUGUGCCAGGAACUAAGCUAUUUUGUCAAACUAUAUUGUCAAAUAUUGUAUAGUGGAAUACAACAUAGUUGGAUAAAAAUCGACUAUAUUUUAUGUAAAUUAGUAUAGAAUGUGACAUGAUUUUUAAAAUAUUAAAAAAUACUACAUUCAACAUCAUAGUAUAAGUAACUAUAUGGAAUAUUGAUGGUCUCUUUUCAUCUGAAAAAACAAUGACCUGUGUUUAUGUUUUCCUUUUAGAUGGAUAUUUUCAUCAUAGGGUGGGACAGUGCCGAUACUCCUCAAAGGAACUGCAUGAUAUAGAGUUUAUAGACUCUUACUAUUUCAAUCAGGUUGAAUAUAUCAGAUUCAACAGCACUGUAGGAAAGUAUGUUGGAUACACUGAGCUGGGUUUGAAGAAUGCAGAAGCAUGGAACAGUGAUGCUUCGUUCCUGGCUCAAGAGCAAGGGAAUCUGGAGCGUUUCUGUAAGCAUAACGCUGCUAUCUACUACAGUGCCAUACUGGAUAAGACAGGUGAGCAGGGCUCCUUAGCACCACUUACAGUCCUCUGACUGAUCAAGUGAAGACAAUUACUUGAUUUUAUUCAGGAGAAUUGUUAAAUAGAGAUCUGUCUGAUGAAGAUAAUGGUAUAGAUAAUCAAUAUCUAUCUAGACUAAAGGUAAAAGCUUAAAACUGGAUUUUUAAUCUAAAUUGGAUGGAUGAAUAACAUGUUUUUUCUUGAAUAGUUAUAUAGCUGUAACUAUAUUUAAAACAUUGAGUAUACUUCUAGUGCCUCUGAGUUGCAUCCGAAAACAAACUGAAUAUUAGUAGACAUGAACAUUUACAGUAUGACUUUAGUCAGCUAUGUAUUGACAGUUCAUUCCUAAUCAUCUACUAUAUGUACAUUUCAGCUAAUCUAUCUAAUGAAGUCUAAUUUCUAAAGCACAGCCUAGGUUCAAUGAUAUCAAAACUAUGGAAUAUAUGUUAUGCAUCCAAUCAUAUAUAGUGAACUAUAAUGACAAAUGUUUUGUUUCCUCCAUUAGCUGAGCCCCAUGUCAGACUGAGCUCAGUGACUCCCCCCAGUGGCAGACACCCUGCCAUGCUGAUAUGCAGCGCCUAUGACUUCUACCCCAAACCAAUCAGAGUGACCUGGCUGAGGGACGGACAAGAGGUGAAAUCUGAUGUGACCUCCACUGAGGAGCUGGCUAACGGGGACUGGUACUACCAGAUCCACUCCAACCUGGAGUACACACCCAAGUCUGGAGAGAAGAUCUCCUGUAUGGUGGAGCACAUCAGCCUCACUGAGCCCAUGAUGUAUCACUGGGGUAAGGGGUGAUAGUGUGGGAUAAUGGGGUGUGAGUGGGGUAAGGGUGAUAGUGUGGGAUAAUGGGGUGUGAGUGGGGUAUGGGUAUGAGAGUGGGGAAAUGGUGUGUGAGUGGGAUAAUGCUGUGAGAGUGGGGUAAAGGGGUGUGAGUGGGGUAAGGGGGAUAGUGUGGGGUAAGGGUGUGAGAGUGGGGUAAUGGGUUGAGAGUAGGUUCAUGGGUAUGAGUGGGGUAAGAUUGUUUGAGUGGGGUAAUGGGGUGCGAGUGGGUGAGGUUGUGUGAGUGGGGUAAGGCGGUGUGAGUGAGGUAAGAGUGUGAGUGAGGUAAGAGUGCUACACAGAGUAUGCUGUGUAUGUUGUGUAUUUAAUAGAAAAACUGUUAUUGAAUCACAGUAAUAUUGUUGAUGAAAUGAUCCUUUCUCUUUGACAGACCCGUCCCUGCCUGAGUCUGAGAGGAAUAAGAUAGCGAUCGGUGCGUCUGGUCUGGUGCUGGGAGCCAUCUUAGCAUUAGCAGGACUGAUCUACUAUAAGAAGAAGUCUUCUGGUGAGGGUCAUCAGUGUGUAGAAAACAUACAUACUGUAUACACUCUGGAGAGGUCAUAUACGUUUCUAAUAGCAUAGUAUCUUUAUACAGCACAUGUAAGGAAUUAUGAAAACUUGAUGUAGUAGUGUAUGUAACAGCAUAUGGGAUGGUAUCUCUAUUCAUUUACUGGAAUAACAUGAUUCUUAUUCUCUCUCUCGCUCUUCCUUCUAUAACAGGGGUGCUCUAGAAGCAACGAGCUAAGGUGAGACUCCUAUUCUGAUGAAUUACCAGUUACAAUGGCUCAUGUCAAAGAUGUCAUGAUGAUUAUUUGAUGUCUCACUAAUAAUACUUGUUUGCUAUAUUUUCAGCCUUGAAGGCACAUUGCUGUAUCUGCUGCAGAAAUGGAUCCAAAAUGUGAUUUUCUUGCUUGUUAUGAAUCAGUGUUCCUGACAAGACGUCUACUGCUGGAGUGUAUAACUGAACAUUAAUCUAUACUUUCUUAAUGAAGCAUAUUUUUGGUAACAUAUAUUAUCCGUACUCCUUUCAUAAUCAAUCCAUUAACAACGUUAGGCUUGAUAGUAAUAAGACAAAUAGUGCUAUGAGAAUCAUGCAAUCAAUUGUUUAUUAACUUAAUAGAUCUGAUAGAGAACUGCUUUAUCUGACCUACUAUAACACUGUAAGUUCUUUUGAGUGGGCAGAAUAUACAACAGUCCACUGUGCUUGGGGUACUUUACUCAGCUGUACUGUUCUGUGUCUUUUUCACUAACAAAAAACUAACUUCGUUCUUAAUUAAAGGAGCAAUAUUUAAAUGGUGAAAAUAUUGUGUGUGGUAAUACUGAAGUUUUUUAAAAUGCUGGUUGAUGAGAAUGGAAAAUAGGUUCAGUCUUUGUUUAAACUUCUAUAUGUUUUAGACUAAAUAUCACUCUGUACUGACAUUACACACCUGGAAAGUAACCUCCUAGGUGUCACAUUGAUAACGUUUUUAUAUGAUUGAUUUCAGCUCCCUUCAUUUGCGUGUUGCUCAUUUGCUGCUCAAUCAUGGUUGUGGUUUCAGAUCUUCUAUAUAACUGGGACAUAUUUUUGACAUUCCUUUGAUAUGAUACAAGCUUUUCAAUAAACCAUUAUACAUGUCAUGAUGUAGUGUCUCUGUUUACUAAGGUUGGGUUUGAUGUUUUCUUGGUAUCUGAGGCAAAAUGACAGUGGCCUUGAACAAGUUGUAUCUGUCACUCCCCUGUGGUUGUGGUUGGUGUGACAUUCUUGUUCUGAAUCCUAAAUCGAUCCCUAUCCCCUACUCCCUAGGAACUCUUGUAGAUCUGAAAGGAUCAAGAAAGUUUAAACAGUAUGGUCAUUACUUCACCUGCCUUCUGAUAGUGUCACGCCCUGACUCAGGGGACUCUUAUUUGUUGAGUCAGG
Messenger RNA from Coregonus sp. 'balchen', 7995 nucleotides. NCBI's taxonomy places the organism in Eukaryota, Metazoa, Chordata, Actinopteri, Salmoniformes, Salmonidae. The record is from the annotation of a GenBank genome assembly.